AUGUUUACACCCAUAAUGCCAGCUGUAAAAACUGGGUGCUUCCUUUUUUUGGGUGUUCUUUAUCCUGGAGACAGGAAAAGGCUUUUCCAGAUGAUUAAUGAUGUACCAACUGUAUUUGAAGUUGUGACAGGACCUGUUCAGCAGGCAAAGGACCAAGCUACUGCUCCCAAUAACAAUGGCAAGAACAAAUCUAGUGGAAGAAUGGUAAGUUCUAUUCUAUAUAACCUUGUCUUCAAACUUUAUACAUAUGAAAAGGAGAACCUCUGUCUCUACGGGCUUCCAAAUGAGACAUGGGAAGUCAACUUGCCUGCUGAGGAGGUGCCUCCUGAACUUCCCGAACCAGCCCUGGGAAUAAACUUUGCUAGAGAUGGGAUGCAAGAAAAGGACUGGUUAUCACUUGUUGCAGUUCACAGUGACUCCUGGCUGCUUUCUGUUGCAUUUUACUUUGGUGCGCGCUUUGGGUUUGGCAAGAGUGAAAGGAAAAGGCUUUUCCAGAUGAUUAAUGAUGUACCAACUGUAUUUGAAGUUGUGACAGGACCUGUUAAGCAGGCAAAGGACCAAGCUACUGCUCCCAAUAACAAUGGCAAGAACAAAUCUAGUGUAAGAAUGCAAUCUCGGCAAUCUGAACCCCAGCACAAGGCAGUGAAGAUGCCUGUACCCAAAGAAGAGGAUGACAGUGGGGAGGAGGAAGAAGAUGAUGAACAGGGAGCAACACUGUGUGGAGCUUGUGGGGAUAACUAUGGUAAUGAUGAAUUCUGGAUUUGUUGUGAUAUCUGUGAGAGAUGGUUCCAUGGGAAGUGCGUGAAGAUUACACCUGCAAAAGCGGAGCAUAUCAAGCAGUACAAGUGCCCUAGUUGCAGUAGCAAGAGGGUUAAAGUUUAA
Molecule: messenger RNA, 882 nt
Organism: Fraxinus pennsylvanica
Lineage: Eukaryota; Viridiplantae; Streptophyta; Magnoliopsida; Lamiales; Oleaceae
Source: the annotation of a GenBank genome assembly